UGGGCGUGGUGCCUGUUGGUGGUGACGGUGACCGCUGCGACGAGUGACGCUGGCGGCAGCGCCGUGAGCGUGUCGUGCGCGCGACCGACGCGGCUAUCGGCGUGCGGGCUGCGGGCGACGCUGCUGCCCCCGCCCACGGAGGUGCAAGGGGCGGGGGCGGAGGCGGGGUGCUCGACGCUAUGUGCGGGGCGUGCCCUGCUGGAGUGGGCGCCCGGCCGCUGGUCGCCCUGCGCGCCCCUCACUGCGGAGGGAGGCGGGGCGUGCGCCGGCGCCUGGGGCCCCGCGCGCGUGCUGCUGCGAUGCGGCGCAGACCGCGCCCACGCGGACGUCUCCUGCGAGGGCCACCGCCGUGUAAGGAGGGACGAAGAGGCGGAAGACGCCGCCGCCGCCGCCGGGGAAGAAGCGGAGGGUGAAGGCGAAGAGGACGCCGCCACUGAGAUGGCGCCUGUGGGGGACGACGCGGGAGCAGAGGCGGAAGCCGAGGCAGGAGCCGAAGCAGAGGCGGACGCAGGUGAUGCACCUGAAUCUGACGGCACCGCGGAGCCACCGACGGAGGCGCCCGCCGCCGCCGGCCCGGAGGAGGAGGCGGCCCCCGCCGACCCCACGGAGGAGACGCCAGCGGAGGCGGGCACCGACAUCGCCCCGGCCCCUGCCGACCCCCCGGAGGACGCUACGACGCCCCUCGCGCCCGGCGACGGCGGCGGCGGUGGCGAGGGGGCGUCCGACGCAGACGGGGCGGUGGAGGCGGAAGCGGGGCCGUCGGGGCCCCCUGGCGAGGCGCCGCACGAGUGGGAGAGCACGCUCACCAUCGUGCUGGGCGCGCUGGUAGCCGUGCUGCUGGUGGGCGUCGCCGUGGGAGGAUUCGUCCUGUGGCGCUGGUGAGUGCUCGGGGCGCGCUGAUGGGCGUGGCCGUG
This is a messenger RNA of Gryllus bimaculatus (two-spotted cricket), 914 nucleotides long. The record is from the annotation of a GenBank genome assembly. Lineage: Eukaryota; Metazoa; Arthropoda; Insecta; Orthoptera; Gryllidae.